AUCCAUCCUGCUACAGCAUUUCACUUUUGACAACUACGUAGAUGUGCAGAUCUUCAUGAAGCAAACCAACAUGGAUGAAGGACUCAAACAUGAGAAGAUGACUCAAGUGUUGACUGAGAGAGGGAGGCCUCCUUCUCCGAGACCAGCGGUUCUGACCAACCAGUGGGACUCUGUGGAGUCGGACACAGAGAGCUUGGCCCAGGAGAGAGCUUAUCAGCAGCAGCAGCUACAAAUGCCUAUUGGGUGUCAUGAUCAAAACAAAUACAUUCUUUCCCAGGAGGAGAAUGCUGACAGCUUACAACAGGGACGUGGAGAGGCUGAAUAUACAAAUGAAGAUCUUCAAGUUUGUGAUAGCCUUCAUGUAGCAGCACACCCGCUUGCCAACAGAAAUCCCACCCUGUCACAGACUGAAUAUUUGGAUACACAGAUGGAUGAAAGAGCAAGAACGAGCCAGCUGCUCACGGACGAUGUCUACUCUGAGCUACGCUAUGACCCCAACUGGAGAACCAACCUGAGGGGAACCACCUGCUUCAAUGAGAGUCCACAGAAUUCUUUUGAGGAAUAUUAUGAAGUCCCUAAAGAGAAAUCUAGACAGUCAUGUGGUGACAGCCAAGGACUCAGAAUAAAAGCAGGAUACAGGUACAUCAUCGACACAAGUCCAGCUUCUGUGGUGACUCCUCAUUUGACUGGCGAUGAAUCUGACCAGCCGUACCGCCUACACCCACAACAUGGUCAGACUAGUUCAGUAACAUCUCCCCACUGUCACAACCUUGCUUUACAACUUGGAUCACCAAAGGCUGACCAUUCAAAGCCGUCCUGCCUUUUCACUAAAGAUGACAGUGACAAUGUUGGGCAAUAUAACAGGUCUCCUGAGCAGCCCAAUGAUAUAUGUGUUGUGUCCAAGAAUAUCCAAGAACGCACACAAGGAGGACCCACUCAAAUACAACAAAUGAGCACACCCUCAGUUCCCAAGGUUGUUUUGAAAAACAAGCUUGAAAGACUGACGAAGGACAUAGUGGAACGCAACAAAAAAACACUGGGGCGCAACACAUCCAAAUGUGGAUCCUACGUGAGUGUGCAUGCACUCAACCGGGAGAUGCCUCAUCAUGUCAAUAAGGGGCGUGGAACUCUUAUUAAGAAGACUGCCAGCUCAGAAAGUCAAAAGGACAGCUCAGACCCCAAGCCAAAAACACAGCAGUUGAGGGUCACCCAGAUCAGUGAAGGGAAGAAAGCCCAGCGGAAAGAAAACCCCAACCGCCCUCCACAGCAACAGCAGACCCCUGCCCUGGGGGUCAGCGCUGAGUUGGGGGACCGUCUGAGCUCCCCAUUGGAAAAACCAGCUGCUGCAGGUCAGCCCAACCCUCACAAGACGACUUCAUCACAGCCUUUGGUCACCAACAUCCACCUCAACACUUCAUACCCUCUCCUUCCGUUAAUCCAGCAGAGGGGCCAGGAAGACAGCAUCAAUUUAGCAUGUCUUCAUGCUUGUCCUAAUUGGAGCCCUGCAUCUGAACUUGCCCUGUCCUCUGGAUAUCAACUAACAAUUUCAGGAAGGUCCUCCCAGACGUCUCACAGAGGUGUAAGCGCACAUCUCCACCAGCAAAACCUGGAGAGUAGCCCUGAACAAUGGCAAAGGACAGCUGCAUUGAAGUGGCUUUUAUCCUCUGAAGGGGAGGACCAAAAGUGUCCAAAUGAGGUUCAAACUAAACAAUUUUCACCAAACCUUCCCAGGACACCCACCACCACUUUUUCAGGCUCCUACACAGUUCUGCCCCCUAUAACAGAGUCAACGACAGGAAAAGAGCCUGACAUAAGCACAGUGAACACAGCCUACCCCAUUCAUAGAAGCUGCUCAGACAGUUACCUGGGUCACAUGGAGAAAGAGAAGCAGCUGAGGACCGGAGUCGCUUACAAGGCAUACAGCCUGAAAGACUACAAGCAGCUGAAGUCCGAUAUAAAUCUGCGAGGCCUGGGUCCUGACUACUCGGCCAUUGAAAAGACAGCUGAGAAAAUGAAACGACAGAAGCUGUAUUCAAAUGUGAUCCGUGAGCAGAACAAAACCAUUAGCAGGAUUCCCUUUCUACUGGCCAAGGACCCGGAAGGCAAUGACAAGAAAGUUCCCAGGAUGAAGGCUUUGGAAUAUGCCAAAACAAUAGCCAAACCCCCAGUACAGUCUCAACCAAAACAGAGACCCAAACACUGGUCCAAAGGCUUCACAGAGCCUGCUCCUUACUUGGAGGACUUGGACGUCUCCCAGCUGGCCACGCUGGAAGUCCUUCGAAAACGGCAUGAAGAAGAAAAGCAGGCUGUGGCACGCUUCAAAAAAGUACAUGCUGUCUGAGGCAAGGUGCAAUUCACAUUAACAGUCCAUGGAACCUGUGCUCUCAUAGAUUCACACUCCAAGACGUAGGAAACAUGUUGCUGCCUUAUUAAAUUUGCUAAGCCUAGUGUCACAUCAGCAUUCAUUACCACGUACAUUUUGUACAGAUUUUUCAAAAUAAUUACAAAAAGAUGGAAAAACAUAAUUUCUGAGGAGGUUGGCAGCCUCAGCCAGCAUCUGUGUUACUUUUAACAUUGUAUGUCACCAGGUCAGAUUGGACAAAAAAAUUGUUUUCUCCAUAGAUGCCAGAGAGUAGAUUUACAAUGGUCAUUUUGUUGCUUGGAUUUGGGAUUUGUGCUUUCUUAAAUUCUUGGAAGUUAAUGGAGACAUAAAAUCUCACAACUGCCACCACGCCACACAACACACAGAGGAAUUAACCACCGAGACCCUAACUCCUUGAUGUAGACUUGACUACAGCGUAGGAAUGGCCUAUAGUUCAGUGUUUGAUUUAUUCUCUUGAUUGUUGUAGCAGCUUUUAAUGGUACUGUCAUGCAUGAUCAGGCAAUGUAGUGUUUUCACUCCUUGCGUACAGUAAUCAUGUUUAAUGACGUUCUCUCCCUGACUGUGCACUUGAAAUGGCUAUGCAACGUUGCAAAAAUGCAAAAUAGAGCUUUUUAUCUAUCUUACUAUGAUCUUCUCUGUAUAAAACAUUACUGGUAUCAAAAACAUGUUAACACAUGUA
This is a messenger RNA of Etheostoma cragini (Arkansas darter), 3062 nucleotides long. RefSeq names its product junctional cadherin complex regulator (gene jhy). Gene Ontology annotation, biological process: axoneme assembly. The transcript has 8 exons. The record is from RefSeq and is a predicted model, not a curated record. NCBI's taxonomy places the organism in Eukaryota, Metazoa, Chordata, Actinopteri, Perciformes, Percidae. Bases 56 to 2341 code for a protein of 761 amino acids.